Messenger RNA from Suillus discolor, 507 nucleotides. RefSeq lists its product as uncharacterized. The annotation marks the transcript as partial. Lineage: Eukaryota; Fungi; Basidiomycota; Agaricomycetes; Boletales; Suillaceae. The transcript is spliced from 2 exons. The record is from RefSeq and is a predicted model, not a curated record.
CGUCCUUUCGGUUGGCAAGCCGACAAGUACAAAUAUAUGGAGUACGAACUCCGCAGAAAUCACUUGUUGAUAUUGCCACAUGUAAGAGUCACUGUUGGCCAAGCCGGUGGAAUUCUAUGGCGUCUAUGCAAACAAGAACUGGCCAAUGACAUACCCAAUGGACCCUCACCCGACGUCCUCUAUUUUGUGGAUACAUCACAACAAGCAUCCCACACUUACCUAUUCGACACUCUCACCGACCAUGAGAUUGAGAUAUUAUGCGGGAUAUACUACGUUGAUACAGAUAGACGCACCCAAACUACUACACUGGUGUGGUGGCCCAUGCCUCAGUUGUGGGACUCAUCGGGUUUGGACACAGGAUACUGGAACCUUUCCUGCAAACAAAUGUUCCAGGGAAGACUGGAAAGACUACGCACCGGUAAUGCGACCUUGCUGACUACCAAGAAGUGGAGGUCAGACCUCAAGUAUUAUAAAAACCAGAGUAGGAAAAUAAAUACCCGUACCGAA